CAUCUCCUGGGUCCCCCCAGAUCCUCGCCCCUCCACACACAUUCUCCCCUUCCUAGAGGUUCCACUUCUGGGCUCUCUCCUUGCCAGGUCUUUUGCGUUUUCCAAGAUUCCCCGGCUGUGUUCUCCCGGGUUCCCGGUCCCCUCCUCCCUUGGAGCCCUCCCGCCUCUUGACCUGGCAGGGACAGUGCCGGUCUUGGGGGCCGGAACCCUGGCCAGACUCUUGGGGCCUGUCAGGGCUGGGGUUUCUGGCAAGACCGGUCCGGGGCCUGAGCCCCCAGACCCUGCCCCUGCCCCUGUCCCGCGCAUCCAGAUGGGCCUGAGAGCCGGAUCCGGCGAGACUCGGGCUCGGUGCAGCCAUAGGGAGGCAGCGUCCAUGGAGCGAAAGGAAUGCCAGGACCCUGCCCCAACAGACGUGGGCCAGCCUCAGCACCAACAGCCAACGCGCAGAUAGCAGAGCCGUCCUCGGGGGUGAACGAUGAUUCCGGUGACCGAGCUCCGCUACUUUGCGGACACGCAGCCGGCCUACCGGAUCCUGAAGCCGUGGUGGGACGUGUUCACCGACUACAUCUCCAUUGUCAUGCUGAUGAUCGCCGUGUUCGGGGGGACGCUGCAGGUCACCCAGGACAAGAUGAUCUGCCUGCCCUGUAAGUGGGUCACCAAGGACUCCUGCAACGACUCAUUCCGCGGCUGGGCAGCCCCUGGGCCGGGGCCCGCCUACGCCAACGCCACGGCCCUGCCGCCCCCCGCCGCGGGCCCCACGGGCAUCAGGUACGACCUGGACCGGCACCAGUACAACUACGUGGAUGCCGUGUGCUAUGAGAACCGGCUGCACUGGUUCGCCAAGUACUUCCCCUACCUGGUGCUGCUGCACACGCUCAUCUUCCUGGCCUGCAGCAACUUCUGGUUCAAGUUCCCGCGCACCAGCUCGAAGCUGGAGCACUUCGUGUCCAUCCUGCUCAAGUGCUUCGACUCGCCCUGGACCACGCGUGCCCUGUCGGAGACGGUGGUGGAGGAGAGCGACCCCAAGCCGGCCUUCAGCAAGAUGAACGGCUCCAUGGACAAGAAGUCGUCGACGGUCAGCGAGGACGUGGAGGCCACCGUGCCCAUGCUGCAGCGGACCAAGUCGCGCAUCGAGCAGGGCAUUGUGGACCGCUCGGAGACGGGCGUGCUGGACAAGAAGGAGGGGGAGCAGGCCAAGGCGCUGUUCGAGAAGGUGAAGAAGUUCCGCACGCACGUGGAGGAGGGCGACAUCGUGUACCGGCUGUAUGUGCGGCAGACCGUCAUCAAGGUGAUCAAGUUCGUCCUCAUCAUCUGCUACACCGUCUACCACGUGCACAACAUCAAGUUCGACGUGGACUGCGCUGUGGACAUCGAGAGCCUCACGGGCUACCGCGCCUACCGCUGCGCGCACCCGCUGGCCACGCUCUUCAAGAUCCUGGCGUCCUUCUACAUCAGCCUGGUGCUGUGCUACGGCCUCAUCUGCGUGUACACGCUCUGGUGGAUGCUGCGCCGCUCGCUCAAGAAGUACUCGUUCGAGUCCAUCCGCGAGGAGAGCAGCUACAGCGACAUCCCCGACGUCAAGAACGACUUCGCCUUCAUGCUGCACCUCAUCGACCAGUACGACCCGCUCUACUCCAAGCGCUUCGCCGUGUUCCUGUCCGAGGUGAGCGAGAACAAGCUGCGCCAGCUGAACCUCAACAACGAGUGGACGCUGGACAAGCUGCGGCAGCGCCUCACCCGCAAUGCGCAGGACAAGCUGGAGCUGCACCUGUUCAUGCUCAGCGGCAUCCCCGACACCGUGUUCGAGCUGGCCGAGCUGGAGGUGCUCAAGCUGGAGCUCAUCCCCGACGUGACCAUCCCGCCCAGCAUCGCGCAGCUCGCCGGCCUGCGCGAGCUGUGGCUCUACCACACGGCGGCCCGCAUCGAGGCGCCCGCGUUGGCCUUCCUGCGUGAGAACCUGCGGGCGCUGCACAUCAAGUUCACGGACAUCAAGGAGAUCCCGCUGUGGAUCUACAGCCUGAAGACGCUGGAGGAGCUGCACCUGACGGGCAACCUGAGCGCCGAGAACAACCGCUUCAUUGUCAUCGACGGGCUGCGCGAGCUCAAGCGCCUGCGCGUGCUGCGGCUCAAGAGCAACCUGAGCAAGCUGCCGCAGGUGGUCACGGACGUGGGCGUGCACCUGCAGAAGCUGUCGGUCAACAACGAGGGCACCAAGCUGGUCGUGCUCAACAGCCUCAAGAAGAUGGCCAACCUCACGGAGCUGGAGCUCGUCCGCUGCGACCUGGAGCGCAUCCCGCACUCCAUCUUCAGCCUGCACAACCUGCAGGAGAUCGACCUCAAGGACAACAACCUCAAGACCAUCGAGGAGAUCAUCAGCUUCCAGCACCUGCACCGCCUCACCUGCCUUAAGCUGUGGUACAACCACAUCGCCUACGUCCCCGUCCAGAUCGGCAACCUCACCAGCCUGGAGCGCCUCUACUUGAACCGCAACAAGAUCGAGAAGAUCCCGCCGCAGCUCUUCUACUGCCGCAAGCUGCGCCACCUGGACCUCAGCCACAACAACCUGACCCUGCUGCCCGCCGACGUCGGCCUCCUGCAGAACCUGCAGAACCUGGCCGUCACAGCCAACCGGAUCGAAGCGCUGCCCCCGGAGCUCUUCCAGUGCCGGAAGCUGCGGGCCCUGCACCUGGGCAACAACGUGCUGCAGUCGCUGCCCUCGCGGGUGGGCGAGCUGACCAACCUGACGCAGAUCGAGCUGCGCGGCAACCGGCUGGAGUGCCUGCCCGUGGAGCUGGGCGAGUGCCCGCUGCUCAAGCGGAGCGGCCUUGUGGUGGAGGAGGACCUCUUCAACACGCUGCCGCCCGAGGUCAAGGAGCGGCUCUGGAGGGCCGACAAGGAGCAGGCCUGACC
Molecule: messenger RNA, 2910 nt
Organism: Carlito syrichta (Philippine tarsier)
Lineage: Eukaryota; Metazoa; Chordata; Mammalia; Primates; Tarsiidae
Gene: LRRC8A
Product: leucine rich repeat containing 8 family member A
Exons: 4
Coding region: 476-2908 (810 amino acids)
Molecular function (GO): protein binding
Source: RefSeq, a predicted model, not a curated record